AUGGCCGCGCCGGGACCCCGCGCCCUGUGGGCUGCGCUCUGCGGCGGCUGCUGUUGCCUCCUCCUGUGCGCCCAGCUCGCGGCGGCUGGUAAAGGAGCCCGAGGCUUUGGGCGGGGAGCCCUGCUCCGCAUGAACAUCUGGCCAGCUGUCCAAGGGGCCUGCAAACAUCUGAAACUCUGUGAGCAUUGUGUGGAGGGGGACAGAGCACGCAAUCUCACUGGCUGUGUGUGGGAGCAAUGUCAGCCAGAUGAACCAGGACACUGUGUGACCCAGGCUGAGGUGGCCAAGGAAGGUUGCUCUGUCUACAACCACUCAGAGUCCUGUCCAGCUGCCCACCACCACCCCACACAUGAACCCAAGACAGUCACAACUGGGGGCCCCCUAGUUCCUGAAGCCCACAGCCCUGGUUUUGAUGGGGCCAGCUUCAUUGGGGGUGUGGUGCUGGUGCUGAGCCUGCAGGCAGUGGCCUUCUUUAUGCUGCGCUUCCUCAAGGCCAAGGACAGCACCUACCAGACACUGUGA
Molecule: messenger RNA, 522 nt
Organism: Talpa occidentalis (Iberian mole)
Lineage: Eukaryota; Metazoa; Chordata; Mammalia; Eulipotyphla; Talpidae
Gene: CD164L2
Product: CD164 molecule like 2
Exons: 5
Coding region: 1-522 (173 amino acids)
Cellular component (GO): cytoplasmic vesicle
Source: RefSeq, a predicted model, not a curated record